Molecule: messenger RNA, 705 nt
Organism: Limulus polyphemus (Atlantic horseshoe crab)
Lineage: Eukaryota; Metazoa; Arthropoda; Merostomata; Xiphosura; Limulidae
Exons: 1
Coding region: 1-705 (234 amino acids)
Source: RefSeq, a predicted model, not a curated record
AUGAAGACUGUUUUAAGACAUCGAAUUCACGAACGUGAGACGACUAUUUACGGGAGGAAUGGUCAUCAAGUGUUCCCGACCAAACGAUUAUCGUCGCCUUCACAAAGCCAGGCCCAAGGACGCCUUCGGAAGAUUCAUUAUCAAUCCCCACGUCCCCACGGAAAUCAUCGUGGUCCGCGAGUUCCACUGGAAUCCACACCAAAAGAACUCGACCAGGAGCUUCGACUUCGAGGUUUUGAAGUUGCAACCAUCAAACGAAUAAAAUUCCCAUGCAUCAAAGAAUUAACACCACUAGUAAAAAUCAUCCUAACAAACCCAAAACAAACUACGCAAGCCAUACAAGACGGAAUCGCCCCAUGGUUCAAAAACUUCCAGGUCGAAGAACCAAACAACUCCAGCCGGCAUGUCCUCCAGUGUUUUAACUGCCAGAGAUUUUGCCAUACCCGUUCUGUUUGUACCACCAAAGCUCACUGUGUCUGCUGCUCUGGAGAGCACCAAGCUACUGAUUGCCAGAAAUCCAGACAAGCCACCACUUGCAGCAAUUGCAAAGGUCAGCAUGUUGCAUGCCACAGAGGAUGUCUCGAAUUCCAACUCAUUGCUGGACACAGAUCCAAGACACUAUGCCCCACUAUCACUUUUUUGCCGCCUUCCAGUCAGCAACACCCAGCUCUACCACGAAGACCGCAACUGGACACCAACAGAUAA